Doryrhamphus excisus (bluestripe pipefish) is the source of this 2651-nucleotide messenger RNA. Lineage: Eukaryota; Metazoa; Chordata; Actinopteri; Syngnathiformes; Syngnathidae. The record is from RefSeq and is a predicted model, not a curated record.
GUGAUUUCGUUACAGUUAUUAAAGCCGCUUUAUCUGUGUUGUGAACAAGUUUUACAACAUUUUAAACUACACACAUACGUGUGAAUACCCGAUACACUGUUAUGUUUGAAUAAAUUAUCGACAAGACGCCGUAGUACUACAGUACACUACUGUAAUACUUUGAGUAUGUAUCCGCCAUUAUGGGACCCGGAAAUACAAUGUCUUCACUUCCGCCAUCUUCAAACCAGGCACACGGAGAAGCUAGCUAAGUUAAGCUAAGUGGCUAGCAAGGCGACGACCCUUUGUGUCAUUGUUUUCUUACACGUCGCGGAUAUUUUGAGUGUAUUUCGGUUUCAUAUUCAGCACAGCCGCCUAAUAUAACCGUUAACUGUGUGCCAUUCGACUGUUUUUAUCUGACUCUCCGGCAGAAAUAUGGCGGAAGGCUCUAUGCUGACAAGAGAGGUUAGAUGCACUGGUUUCAUGACUUCAGGAGAACACGAUGAUCGAACCGCGCCAGCUUUUCGCAACCGAAAAGGCAAAGGCUCCAAUAAGGGCCGGUAUGACCGUGCCCGCAGGGACCGCCAACGUGGGGGCCACAGCGGAGGCUUCGGUGGUCCGGGACCGCGGUCCAGACUUGAAGAUCCGGAUGGAGACGUAACGAUGAACGACAGCUCUCAGGACGGCAACAACCAGAACAGAUUCAACCCGUACGGGAGGUCUUUUCGAAAAGGAGAUGGCCGCUUUGACAGAGACAGACGUCAAGGCAAAGGAGGAGGUGGUAGAGGAGGCUUUAGAGGAAACCGUGGCGGCGGCGGCGGCGGUGGUGGAGGAGGUGGAGGAGGAGGAGUGGGCGGUGGGGGCCCAAAUCGCUCCGGCUGGUACAAAGUAACUAUCCCCCACGGGAAGAAUUACGACAAGAAAUGGUUAUUGACGGCUCUUCAGAACAUCUGUGCGGUGCGCUACACUCCCGUUCAGUACCACGUGGACCACAGCCGAGCCCAUUUCUAUUUAGACGACUCCACGGCCGCCAGCGCUCUGCAUAAAUGCUCCCACAAGAUCACGGACACAAACGGUUAUAAGGUGGAAGUGCACGUCAAUCGCAGUAAUCCGCCUAACUUCCUCCUGUCUGACCUGAAGACGGAAGAUAUGGAACAUUUGAAGCAAUGUAUGGCCAAACGUUUUGAUGGCUCACAACAAGCUCUGGACUUGAACAACAUCCGCACAGACCCUGACCUGGUGUCCCAAAAUGUUGAAGUCAUUCUAAACAGGAGGACAAAUAUGGAAGCUGUCCUCAAGAUUAUCGAAGAGAACAUUCCAGAGCUGGCCAGCCUGAACCUGAGCAACAACCGCAUCCAUAAACUGGACGAACUCGGCGAACUCAUCGCCAAAGCGCCCAAUCUGAAGAGCCUCAACCUUUCCCACAACGAGCUGAAAUCAGACCGGGAGCUGGACAAAGUGAAAGGCCUGAAGCUGGUGGAGCUGUGGCUCAACAGGAACCCCUUGUGCGACCUCUUCAAGGACCAGGCGUCGUAUAUCAGCGCUGUGAGAGAGAGGUUUCCCCGACUGCUGAAACUCGAUGGCAAUGACCUGCCUCCACCCAUUGGAUUUGAUGUGGAAGCCCCCACCACCAUCCCCCCUUGCAAGGGAAGUUAUUUUGGCUCCGACGAAAUCAAGGGCCUCAUCCUCCGAUUCUUGCAACAGUACUACAGUAUAUACGACUCUGGGGAUAGACAGCCUCUUCUGGACGCUUACCACGAUGGAGCGUCACUGUCCCUCACGACACCUUUCUCCAACCAGAUCCCCUCCAGGUCCAGUCUGGGAGAGUACCACAAAGACACUCGAAACCUUAAACGGAUCAAAGACUCUACAAUCCGCUUCAGACUGCUCAAGCACACACGUUUGAAUGUGGUGGCUUUCCUGAACGAGCUGCCUAAAACGCAGCACGACAUCGCUUCCUUUACCAUUGAUGUCAAUACCUACACGAACACACUACUGUCAUUCACUGUCAGCGGAGUCUUCAAAGAGGUUGCUGUAAACGGAAAAUCCAGAGACUCCACCAUGGCCUUCUCUCGAGUUUUCAUCACAGUCCCUGCCGGGAACUCCGGUUUGUGCAUCGUCAACGACCAGCUCUUCAUCAGAGUGGCCACGACGGAAGAGAUCCGCAAAGCCUUUGUGGCGCCCGCUCCGACUCCCUCCUCCAGCCCGGUCCCCACUCUGACCGCACCGCAGCAGGAGAUGCUCGCCGCCUUCUCGCAGAAGUCGGGCAUGAACCUGGAAUGGUCCCAAAAAUGUCUGCAAGACAACGAGUGGGACUUCAACAAAGCUGCUCAGAUCUUCACACAGUUACAGACGGAAGGGAAGAUCCCUGACGUUGCGUUCAUCAAGUAAAAACAUUGCAUCAUACCUCCCCUUGUAAAAAAAAUAAAAGCUGAAAUGUUUUGUUUAAUAAUUUUGUGUCUUGUUUUAUCUUUUUUGCCGAUUGUUUUGCAUAAGUGGCAGAAAUGGUUGACAUGAUGUAAGUUGCAUUUUGCUUGGUUUUGUUUUAGCAGCCAAAUACGUGAGGAACUGUUUGAAAUUCAGACUUGUGUUAUAUGGUUUUGUUAUUUUAAAUUCAUCUUUAAAGUCAUCUGUAUAGGAAUUGUUUUCAUUGUAAUAAAGACAUAUGGCCAGUU